This is a messenger RNA of Aspergillus saccharolyticus JOP 1030-1, 435 nucleotides long. RefSeq lists its product as uncharacterized. The record is from RefSeq and is a predicted model, not a curated record. Lineage: Eukaryota; Fungi; Ascomycota; Eurotiomycetes; Eurotiales; Aspergillaceae. Bases 62 to 361 code for a protein of 99 amino acids. The transcript has 3 exons.
CUUGAACAGUACAAGACAUGCAGAACUUACCUUGUGUCCAGAGGUCAGACAGAAGACCUGAAUGCUCCGAAGACCUUCGUCUUACAGCAUCAACCAGCUAGUACUCACCCAUUUUGCCAGAUGCCCCCUAAUCCGCAUCCAUCCCUCACCCUCUCCAACUCCUAACCUCAACCCUCCCCCCGGCCGAAACUACCCCGAGCCACCUAACCAAGAAGAGCAAAAGCUUGCUCAAUACUCCGUCAAUCUCCGCCAUACCUCCCACGGCGUUCACUCCGACAACUCUACUCACAACUCCGAAUCUCCGGCGCCAAUUUCAAAACUCCGGGUGAAAACCCACCUUCCCCCCCCCACAUCGUCUUGACUAAGGGGAAGUAAGCGAAGCUAGAAAUGUCCUUAUAGAUGAUCACUGCUUUCCAGCUACUAAUCUCCUCCCUA